AUGACGGAGGGCCCCUUCCAGUGGGAAGAGGCCCCAACCGCCACGGGGGGAGGAGGACGUGGACAAGGUAUUCGCCAAGCAGCCAACCUGGCAGAGGCUGCUCGGCUCGCUGAGGAAGCUGCGGCCGAAGCACGCCGGAAGCGUGAGGCCGCGGCUGAAGCCACUGCAGUAGCCAAGAAGAGGGCGGAACCCAAGGCUGCCGCCUUCGCCGGCAGCGCUGAGGUCUUUGAGUUCGCGGCAGAGUCCAGCUUCAUGCAAGGCCGGGAUGAGCUCCACCUUGAUCGGCACGUCAUGGUCAAAGACCUCGCGGCCGCGGCCAAAGCGAUGAAGAUGCCCAUCGAUGCCCUGGACAAGCCGGUGGCGCUUUUUGCCGUCUAUGACGGCCACUUUGGGCCAAAGUGCGCCGAGUUCUGCGCGCAGAACUUCCACAAGAAGUUGCUGCCGCGCCUGGCGAAGAUCUCUUCGCUUCGAGACCAGACGGUCGAAGAGCAGGUGCGCGCCAGCCUCAUUGCCGCCAUUGCAGACUUGGACAACGAGUUCCUCAGCAAGUUCCGUACGGAUCGGUCGGGCAGCUGCCUGCAGUUGGCGCUCCUGUCAGGGAGGCGUCUCUUUUCCUGCGGCCUCGGGGUCGGCAAUACACUCCUCUGCUCUGGCGAAGAGCCUUUCGAAGCCCUCCACCAGAGCUUGAGCCCGGACACGCCUAGCGAGGCGCAGCGCGUCGAGGCGGCUGGCGGAGGCAUCAUGGAGGUCGCCCCUGAUGUGCUGCACGUUGUUGGGGCCGACUUCGAGAAGCGGCUCAAGGAGUUUCGCAUCCAGUCCGCCUCGGGUUUGGGAUGCAGCCUUGUUCCACCCAUGACUUCGCCCUUUCCCCGGGCGCUCGGGGAUCGCGAGCUGAAGUCACCCAACAAAGUCGUGCUGGCAGAGCCGGAGGUUCGAACAGUGUGGCUGGACCGAUCCCACGUGGCUUUGGCGCUCUACUGCGACGGGAUUUCGGAGCACCUACCCCCGGAGGAGCUCGCGGCGUUGCUGCGCCGCUGCCGCGGCAGCGAGCGCCGGGCCGCGGCGGAGAUUACGCAAGAGGCCUUCAACCGGGGCAGCGAGCAAAACCUGACGGCCAUCACGGUCUACUUCCGCUGGCCGGCGAAGCGCAGCCAUGAUCAGGUAUCUCCUCCUGUCGCAGCCCCGGCGGCGAAGCGGCCUGUGAACCAAGCUGCCGAGACACCAAAGCCAGCAGAAGAGGCGCCAAAGUCCGCGCCACCUGCAACUCCGCCAGCGGUCAAGCGGCCUGUGCUGACAGCGGAAGACGUAAGGAGAGAGAAGGCUAGCCGAAAGAUGCAUCGGCAUGAGCCAGGGCCUUCGCCGACACCCUCGGUGGCGGCGGGGCUGAUCGAGGAGCAGGAGCGUGUCGAUAAGGCAGCACACGCGCUGAAGGUUCUUCGCAUCUCAGGGGACAUCUAUCAGGAUGACGAGGGCGACAUCGCCCACGAGUUCUUGGAGGAAGCGGAGGGUGGCCUGGUAGUGAUCCAGGCGGUAGUCAAGGUCUGA
This is a messenger RNA of Symbiodinium natans, 1545 nucleotides long. NCBI's taxonomy places the organism in Eukaryota, Dinophyceae, Suessiales, Symbiodiniaceae. The record is from the annotation of a GenBank genome assembly.